GUGGCAGGAUGGUGCUGGAAAGCACUAUAGUGUGUGUGGACAACAGUGAGUACGUGCGGAAUGAGGACUUUCCCACCCGGCUGCAGGCCCAGCAAGACGCUGUCAACAUAGUAUGUCAUUCUAAAACCCGCAGCAACCCUGAGAACAAUAUGGCCCUCAUCACACUGGCUAAUGACUAUGAGGUGCUGACCACACUCACUGCAGACACCAGCCGCAUCCUGUCCAAGCUACACACCAUGCAACCCAAGGGCAAGAUCACCUUCUGCACUGGCAUCCACGUGGCCCAUCUGGCUCUGACGAAGCGCCAAUGGGGCAAGAAUCACAAGACGCAUAUCAUUGCCUUCGUGGGAAGCCAAGGCAAUGAGAAGGAUCUGGUGAAACUGGCUAAAUUCCUCAAGAAGGAGAAAGUAAAUGUUGACAUGAUGAAUUUUGGGGAAGAGGAGGUGAACACAGAAAAGCUGACAGCCUUUGUAAACACGUUGAAUGGCAAAGAUGGAAGCGGUUCUCAUCUGGUGGCAGUGCCUCCUGGGCCCAGCUUGACUGAUGCUCUCAUCAGUUCUCCGAUUUUGGCUGGGGAAGGAGGUGCCAUGCUAGGUCUCGGUGCCAGUGACUUUGAAUUCGGAAUAGAUCCCAGUGCUGAUCCUGAGCUGGCCUUGGCCCAAGUUUCUAUGGAGGAGCAGCAGCAGUGGCAGGAGGGGGAGCCCAGAUGAGCAGCUGCAGCUUCUGCUGCUGAGGCCAGGAUUGCUACAACUGGGACUGAAGGCUCAGACGAGGCCCUGCUGAAGAUGACCAUUAGCCAACAAGAGUUUGGCCAUACCGGACUUCCUGACCUAAGCAGUGUGACUGAGGAAGAGGAGAUUGCUUGUGUCAUGCAGAUGUCCCUGCAGGGAGCAGAGUUUGGCCAGGCGGAAUCAGCAGACAUUGAUGCCAGCUCAGCCAUGGACACAUCUGAGCCAGCCAAGGAGGAGGAUGAUUACGAUGUGAUGCAGGAUCCCGAGUUCCUUCAGAGUGUCCUAGAGAACCUCCCAGGUGUGGAUCCCAACAAUGAAGCCAUUUGAAAUGGCUCCCUGGCCUCCCAGGCCACCAAGGAUGGCAAGAAGGACAAGAAGGAGGAAGACAAGAAGUGAGACUGGAGGGAAAGGGUAGCUGAGCCUGCUCAGGGGACUGCAUGGGAGGUGCAGAAUAUAGGGUUAGAUGUGUGUUAUCUGUAACCAUUACAGCCUAAAUAAAGCUUGGCAACAUUAAAAAAAAAAAAAAAAAAAGGAAA
Symphalangus syndactylus (siamang) is the source of this 1267-nucleotide messenger RNA. RefSeq names its product 26S proteasome non-ATPase regulatory subunit 4. Gene Ontology annotation, biological process: proteasome-mediated ubiquitin-dependent protein catabolic process. Gene Ontology annotation, molecular function: polyubiquitin modification-dependent protein binding. The record is from RefSeq and is a predicted model, not a curated record. NCBI's taxonomy places the organism in Eukaryota, Metazoa, Chordata, Mammalia, Primates, Hylobatidae. Gene Ontology annotation, cellular component: nucleus; proteasome regulatory particle, base subcomplex; cytosol.